Molecule: messenger RNA, 1530 nt
Organism: Caenorhabditis briggsae
Lineage: Eukaryota; Metazoa; Nematoda; Chromadorea; Rhabditida; Rhabditidae
Gene: Cbr-acr-25
Product: Protein CBR-ACR-25
Exons: 9
Coding region: 1-1530 (509 amino acids)
Biological process (GO): regulation of membrane potential; signal transduction; chemical synaptic transmission
Cellular component (GO): neuron projection; postsynaptic membrane; synapse
Molecular function (GO): acetylcholine-gated monoatomic cation-selective channel activity; transmembrane signaling receptor activity
Source: RefSeq, a predicted model, not a curated record
AUGGAACUUGGUUGGCUCAUACUCCACCUAUGUCUGCUGCUGACACUCGGUAGAAAUGGACGCACACAAAAAUCCGAGGGCGACCUCUACACAGAACUCCUCGAAGACUACGAACCACUCGAACGGCCAAUAGAGAAUAGUUCCGAAGCAGUAAUGGUUCGAAUGGGAUUAGUUCUUCAACAGAUUGUAGAUGUAGAUGAAAAGAAUCAAGUGGUAGAUGUGAAUGCGUGGUUGAAAUUUUCAUGGAUCGAUUAUUCGUUGAAAUGGGAACCAGAAGAAUACGGUGGAGUGACUGAUUUGAGAUUUCGAAAAGGACAGCUGUGGACACCCGAUGUGCUCAUGUAUAACAGCGCUGAUCCACAAUUUGACAGUAGAUAUGCAUCGAAUUUAUUGGUGUAUCCCAACGGAUUAGUCAAUUGGAUGCCACCCGGUCUCUACCGCUUGUCGUGCAAAAUCCAAGUCGUUUGGUUCCCAUUUGAUGUCCAAGAGUGCUUUUUGAAAUUUGGCUCAUGGACAUUUGACGGCUCGAAACUGAAUUUAGAGAUUGACGAAAAUGGUUUUGACAUUUCGAAUUAUAUGCAAAAUGGAGAAUGGACUCUAGAGGGCACAACAGUUAAAAGAAACAUUCAAUACUAUCAAUGCUGUCCAGAACCUUAUUACGACGUCGUUUUCACUUUUGUCAUUCGGAGAAGAGCCUUGUAUUAUGCAUUUAACUUGAUCCUGCCUUGUAUUCUAAUCACUAUGCUCACUCUCGUUGGAUUCACUUUCCCACCCGAUGCUGGUGAAAAAAUGUCACUUCGUGCAUUCUUUGCCGUAUGUCUUUUUACAUGUGCGUGCUGUGUGACAGCGACAACUUUGGCUCUUAAUUUCCAUCAUAGAACUGGAAAGUCGCACCAGAUGAAUCGAACGUUCCGCCUACUGAUGCUUGAAUGGAUUCCAUGGCUUCUGAUGAUGCGUCGUCCUGGAUUCGUUGCUAGAAGAGGAAGAAUAGUAAGAGAAGACGAUUCAGAUGACGAGUUCGAAGAGAGACAGACAAGGCUAGACCAACAGAGAAUUGCCACACUUAUCAGUCAGAUUACAGUCGAAUCCAAUAAGCCAACACCGACAUUCCCUCGCCGCGUGACAAUUGUCGAUGAAGUGAACGAUGAAACAGAUCGAUCGUUACCUCCAGAUGAGGUCAUUUGUGAAGAAGAUGAUUUAGAAUCAAUGGAUGAGCCACCAGCUUGGAGGUCAAACCCUCAACCCCCACCAACACCCGCUCAUUUAUGGUGGAAUGCGUCGAAUCGAAUGGGAAAUCGAGUGCCUGUUGAGCAGAUUGCACAGCUUUUAGUUUUACAACAAGUUCAUGGACAUUUAUCGGAGAUCAACAAACAUAUUCGAGAAAGAGAAAAAUCCAAGAAAAUCGAAGAUGACUGGAAGUUCUCCGCCAUGGUAGUGGACCGUAUUUGUAUGGUCAUCUUCACCGGAUUCUUAUUUGGCUCCACAGUUGCUCUAUUUGCUUCAGUUCCAAACAUUACCAGAUCUUUCUAA